AUGGAAACAGCCACGGACAGCAGAUCUGGCUACGGCCUUGUCGCCGACACGGUCACCGGCCGCGACCGCGACUGGUCGCGCUUGCCGGAGGAUCUGCUGGUAAGCGUCCUUGGAGCACUGCCCGUGGCGGAAACCAUCCGCUCGGGCGCCGUAUGCGCAUCGUGGCACGCUGCGUACGUCGCGUUCCGUCGGCUCCGCCUUCCGUCACCGAAGCAGCCCCCUUGUCUGCUCUACGCUUCCGACGCCGUCGCACCCGGCGCCGCCGCGCUCCACUACCCGGCCACCGGCGCCACGCUGCAGAUCCCCUUCCCGCAGGCCCCGCUCGCCUGCCGGCCCCUGCUGGGCUCCGGCCACGGCUGGCUGGUCACCGCCGACGAGGCCUCCGACCUGCACCUUCUCAACCCCGUCACCGGCGCCCAGGUCGCGCUCCCGCCCAUCACCGCGCUCCACCAUGUCGAGAGCGGCACGGACGAGGAUGGCGACCCCGCGUACCUCGUCUACGAGAAUCUGCCGGAUUACAAUUACAGCAUGAGCCGGUUCGAGGUGGACACGGAGCCGACUAUCCUGGGGAAGGACGAGGCGCACGAGUGCAUGUACUUCCGCGUCGUGCUCUCGGCCAGCCCGUCCGCCGGGCGCGCCUGCGUUGUGGUGCUCCUGCACAUGCCGCACGGCGAGGUCUCCUUCGCCAGGCUCGGUGACGACUGUUGGACGUGGGUCGCAACGGGAGACGACACGGGUCUCCCGUCGAGGUACGGCUACGGUGACGCCAUGUACAGUGCCACCGAUGGCUUGUUCUACCUGCUCCGGUUCGAUGGCUCCAUGUGCAGCUUGGACCUUAACGGACCUUCGCCGGUGGCACGAAAGAUCCUCGACAGCUUGCCGAAAUCUGCCGACUCGACCAAAUACCUCGUUGAGACGCCGGCCGGUGACAUCUUGCAAGUUUGGAGGUCGAGGGACUAUGUCGACUCGCAGAUACCAGCGGAGUAUCCAGCAGACUAUGUGGACGACAGCAUGGUCGGUCGGGACCCGUGUUUGGAGCUCAACACGUUUGAGAUGCAGCUGUACAAGGUUGACCUCCAUGGACGCAGGGUGGAGCUGAUCAAGAGCCUGCCGGAGUAUGCAUUGUUUCUUGGCUCCAGUGGCUCUAUGUGCCUACCGGUGAAGGAUUUCCCUGGGUUAAAGCCGAACUGUGCUUACAUGACUGACGACUUCAUGGAGAUGGCUGCCACGCUGGCAUCCACUCGCUGCUGCCUCGCCUCGCACUCCCUUCCUCCCUCGCUCCGUGACCUCCAUGCCAUUGGUGAGGAGAAUGAUGGCGGUGGCUUCCGGCGAGCCGCUCCUGCCUCCCUACCUGCCUUCCUCCCUCGCUCCACGACCUCCAUGCAACCAAAAAGGAGGGUGAUGGUGGUGGCUUACGGCAAGUCAUUUUCUUGCAAUGUUGUAGUAGAUUUUGUUCCAUGGGACAGCGUGGACCUUGGGGUCGACAACCCAUACGACAACGUCAUGGCGCCAGCUGCAGAAGACACAGAGGUGCUCGGGAUCCGGCGACCAAGCAUACUGCAGUGUGAGCAGCGGUAG
Sorghum bicolor (sorghum) is the source of this 1578-nucleotide messenger RNA. RefSeq lists its product as uncharacterized. The record is from RefSeq and is a predicted model, not a curated record. The transcript has 4 exons. Gene Ontology annotation, molecular function: protein binding. The coding region runs from base 1 to 1578 and encodes 525 amino acids. Lineage: Eukaryota; Viridiplantae; Streptophyta; Magnoliopsida; Poales; Poaceae.